This is a messenger RNA of Nerophis ophidion (straightnose pipefish), 4846 nucleotides long. It is a transcript of the gene bpnt2, whose product is annotated as 3'(2'), 5'-bisphosphate nucleotidase 2. Gene Ontology annotation, biological process: phosphatidylinositol phosphate biosynthetic process. The transcript has 8 exons. Gene Ontology annotation, cellular component: endomembrane system. Bases 948 to 1982 code for a protein of 344 amino acids. The record is from RefSeq and is a predicted model, not a curated record. Lineage: Eukaryota; Metazoa; Chordata; Actinopteri; Syngnathiformes; Syngnathidae. Gene Ontology annotation, molecular function: 3'-nucleotidase activity.
CAUGUCUAUGGUGAUAUGCUGGAAGAGAAGGGAUCUAUGUGACGCACAGUGAUGACGUCGCCAGCGGCAACCCGGAAAAGAAGCAACUAUGUGAACACAAGACUUAAUUCUUCUCGUCUGCUUCCACGUCGCCGGACUCAAAUAUCUCCUCUGGCAGCCAGCGACAAUGACAUGUAAUGUCGUCUUACACUCCGCUAGGACAUGUAAUGUCGUGUUAGGCAGUCAGCAACAAGGACAUAUAAUGUCGUUUUAAGCAGUCGCGCUUAUUCUGUAACUCGCCUUCCGCCUAAGACAACAUCUCAGUGUACGUACUGCUCAUAUCUCUGUGUACUUACUGCUCGACUACAGCUCACAUCGUGCUUCUUCACUACACAUUUUAUUAAAUCCACAGCUCGCUCCUUUAGUACACACUUAAAUCCACAGCUCGCUUCUUUAGUACACACUUAAAUCCACAGCUCGCUUCUUUAGUACACACUUGAAUCCACAGCUCGCUCCUUUAGUACACACUUAAAUCCACAGCUCGCUUCUUUAGUACACACUUGAAUCCACAGCUCGAUUCUUUAGUACACACUUAAAUCCGAAGCUCGCUUCUUUAGUACACACUUGAAUCCACAGCUCGCUCCUUUAGUACACACUUGAAUCCACAUCUCGCUUCUUUAGUACACACUUGAAUCCACAGCUCGCUUCUUUAGUACACACUUGAAUCCACAGCUCGCUUCUUUAGUACACACUUGAAUCCACAGCUCACUUCUUUAGUACACACUUGAAUCCACAGCUCGCUUCUUUAGUACACACUUGAAUCCACAGCUCGCGUCUUUAGUACACACUUGAAGGCCGGCCAUUGGUGGUCCACGUGGGCGAAGUAGCCACGUCACUUAGCGUGUCAGCUUCAUUCCCUUGGCGCCUUUUAUUGCUGCCAUCUCCCACUUGGACAUCUGUCCAGCAGCAUGUCUCCCAUGGGCAUCAGAAUGUCUCCUUUUGGUGUGGCCGUCUUCUGCUUCUUCGGGGUGGCCAUCGUCUUGUACCACCUGUACGCCGGCGUCCUCACCGGCAGACUGGCGGCUCUCAGAAAAAAAGACGUGGAUCUGAGAGAACUUCUGGCUGCAUCAGUGGAGGCUGCAGUUCUUGGAGGCAAAGAGGUGAAAAAGGUGCGUGAGGAAAACAGUCUAAAGGAGAGAUCAAAGGGCAAGACAAAGGAGGGGGAGAAUGAGCUUCUGACCAUGGGUGACCUGCUCUCACAUAGAAAGAUGUACAACCUUAUUAGGAACACCUUCCCUGAAGUCACGGUGAACAGUGAGGAGCAUGACAACAUGGUGGACCAGAUUGCAGUCUGGAGCCGGGACAUCCCAGCCGACAUUGUGGAAAAGAUAGAAGGAGGCAGGAAAGUUCCUGCAGAGAGUGUGACAGUGUGGAUUGACCCUUUGGACGCCACGCAGGAGUAUACAGAGAACCUGGUCAAGUACGUGACCACCAUGGUGUGUGUGGCUGUGGACGGGAGACCUGUCAUUGGGGUCAUACACCAGCCCUUCACUGGCUUCACAGCCUGGGCGCUGGUGCAUCAUGGAUCCAACAUGAGUCCUCGCUCGGCGUACAGUGUUAGCCCUCCCAAGGUCAUCGUGUCCCGUUCCCACUCGGGGAAGGUGAAGAGCUACAUUCGGAAUGCUUUUGGGAAUGGAACAACAAUUGUAGAAGCGGGAGGAGCAGGGUACAAGGUGCUGUCGCUGUUGCAAAUGCCGGCAGGUGAUCAGGACGAUGUGGACCAGGCCGACGUCUACGUCCACAUCACUUUCAUUAAGAAGUGGGACAUCUGUGCUGGGGCAGCACUUCUGACUGCCAUGGGGGGACACAUGACAUCUCUGAAGGGAGAAGACAUUGACUACAGUGAGACGGCGCUCACCACAGGGGGUCUGGUGGCCAGCGUGGGUGUGGAUCAUAAGUCCAUCCUGGAGCGGCUGCCAAGCUGGGAUCCCAACAAGCAGUGAAAGGUGUGUUGCAGCAGACAGACAAGACCUCUUUCUGGCUACACAAGCUGCUCUUUCUUACUUUAGCAACAUGGACAUCACAAGCAAUGAUAGCAAGUUGCCUUCCUGUCAAAGACGCUAACACCUUCCCUGUCACAUUUGGCUCUGCAUGAAACUUCAUAUUUGACUUGUAGAAUCUGUGAAGGACCAUUCAAGUAUAAAAGGAGCACAAUGCCACUGGAUGAACAAGCUGAAGCUUGGAAGGACGAGGAUGUAACAUUUCUACAUGGAGCAUGUAACAUUUCUACAUGGAGCAUGUAACAUUUCUACAUGGAGGAUGUAACAUUUCUACAUGGAGGAUGUAACAUUUCUACAUGGAGGAUGUAACAUUUCUACAUGGAGGAUGUAACAUUUCUACAUGGAGGAUGUAACAUUUCUACAUGGAGCAAGUAACAUUUCUACAUGGAGCAUGUAACAUUUCUACAUGGAGCCUGUAACAUUUCUACAUGGAGGAUGUAACAUUUCUACAUGGAGCAUGUACAUUUCUACAUGGAGGAUGUAACAUUUCUACAUGGAGCAUGUAACAUUUCUACAUGGAGGAUGUAACAUUUCUACAUGGAGGAUGUAACAUUUCUACAUGGAGGAUGUAACAUUUCUACAUGGAGGAUGUAACAUUCCUACAUGGAGGAUGUAACAUUUCUACAUGGAGGAUGUAACAUUUCUACAUGGAGGAUGUAACAUUCCUACAUGGAGGAUGUAACAUUUCUACAUGGAGGAUGUAACAUUUCUACAUGGAGCAUGUAACAUUUAUACAUGGAGGAUGUAACAUUCCUACAUGGAGGAUGUAACAUUUCUACACGGAGGAUGUAACAUUUCUACACGGAGGAUGUAGCAUUCCUACACGGAGGAUGUAACAUUCCUACACGGAGGAUGUAACAUUUCUACACGGAGGAUGUAACAUUCCUACACGGAGGAUGUAACAUUUCUACACGGGGGAUGUAACAUUCCUACACGGAGGAUGUAACAUUCCUGCAUGGAGGAUGUAACAUUCCUACAUGGAGGAUGUAACAUUUUUACAUGGAGGAUGUAACAUUUCUGCAUGGAGGAUGUAACAUUUCUGCAUGGAGGAUGUAACAUUUCUACAUGGAGGAUGUAACAUUCCUACAUGGAAGAUGUAACAUUUCUGCAUGGAGGAUGUAACAUUUCUACAUGGAGGAUGUAACAUUUCUACAUGGAGGAUGUAACAUUUCUACAUGGAGGAUGUAACAUUUCUACAUGGAGGAUGUAACAUUUCUACACGGAGGAUGUAACAUUUCUACACGGGGGAUGUAACAUUCCUACACGGAGGAUGUAACAUUCCUACAUGGAGGAUGUAACAUUUUUACAUGGAGGAUGUAACAUUUCUACAUGGAGGAUGUAACAUUUCUUUCUACAUGGAGGAUGUAACAUUUCUACAGGGAGGAUGUAACAUUUCUACAUGGAGGAUGUAACAUUUCAGGAUGUGACAUUUCUACAUGGAGGAUGUAACAUUUCUGCAUGGAGGAUGUAACAUUUCUGCAUGGAGGAUGUAACAUUUCUGCAUGGAGGAUGUAACAUUUCUACAUGGAGGAUGUAACAUUCCUACAUGGAGGAUGUAACAUUUCUGCAUGGAGGAUGUAACAUUUCUACAUGGAGGAUGUAACAUUUCUGCAUGGAGGAUGUAACAUUUCUACAUGGAGGAUGUAACAUUCCUACAUGGAAGAUGUAACAUUUCUGCAUGGAGGAUGUAACAUUUCUACAUGGAGGAUGUAACAUUUCUACAUGGAGGAUGUAACAUUUCUACAUGGAGGAUGUAACAUUUCUACAUGGAGGAUGUAACAUUUCUACACGGAGGAUGUAACAUUUCUACACGGAGGAUGUAACAUUCCUACACGGAGGAUGUAACAUUUCUACACGGGGGAUGUAACAUUCCUACACGGAGGAUGUAACAUUCCUGCAUGGAGGAUGUAACAUUCCUACAUGGAGGAUGUGACAUUUUUACAUGGAGGAUGUAACAUUUCUACAUGGAGGAUGUAACAUUUCUACAUGGAGGAUGUAACAUUUCUGCAUGGAGGAUGUAACAUUUCUACAUGGAGGAUGUAACAUUCCUACAUGGAAGAUGUAACAUUUCUGCAUGGAGGAUGUAACAUUUCUACAUGGAGGAUGUAACAUUUCUACAGGGAGGAUGUAACAUUUCUACAUGGAGGAUGUAACAUUUCAGGAUGUGACAUUUCUACAUGGAGGAUGUAACAUUUCUGCAUGGAGGAUGUAACAUUUCUGCAUGGAGGAUGUAACAUUUCUGCAUGGAGGAUGUAACAUUUCUACAUGGAGGAUGUAACAUUCCUACAUGGAGGAUGUAACAUUUCUGCAUGGAGGAUGUAACAUUUCUACAUGGAGGAUGUAACAUUCCUACAUGGAAGAUGUAACAUUUCUGCAUGGAGGAUGUAACAUUUCUACAUGGAGGAUGUAACAUUUCUACACGGAGGAUGUAACAUUUCUACAGGGAGGAUGUAACAUUUCUACAUGGAGGAUGUAACAUUUCAGGAUGUGACAUUUCUACAUGUAGUCUAGAAAAGGCAUCAUGCAGAUGCUUGGCUUUUAACAUGUAAAUAUCAUUUGUUUUUCAAGGAGUGCAAAAUUAUCUUCAUUACUUUGUUCAUAUCUAUUUCUAAAAAGAAAGUGGGUUUUGGUGUACAGGUGUUUAUUUAGUUGUUCUCCCCUCCAAAUAUACAAAUAAGUUAUUGCCAGAGAACAUAACUGUGAAAAGAAUCAAGCAACUGGACUAAUAAAUGGUGCUAGCACACAGACUUUUAUGGGAAAUGCUUAGAAUGAUGUUCUGUUCCAGAAUAAAGUCAACGUUUAUUCAA